CCUCCUCCUCCUCUUCUUCCUCGGUGCGGCUCUUUCCCGUUCGAACUUUUCGGCCGGCAGGAAGCCGGUAACGGGGCGCGAGAGGUUCCUUCGCCUCUUGCGCGGUCCCAGCCGCGGCGAGGGACCCUGACAGCAAGUGCUGCCGGUAUGAGGAAUACAAAUAAAGAGCCUCGUGGACCCUCAAACCGAUAUGCACCGUGUGGCAAGUACACUGUUUAUGCUUGUACAUAUGUGUUGUUUCUCAUGUAAAGACUGGUACUAUCACAUACCGCUGAAGCGGACAGAGGAGCCUGCUAAUUCUGAAGUUCCACCACAACCAGCAUCCCAAAUCCCAGGUCUCGGUGAUUUAGGAGAUUCUCACAGUGAGAUUACCUUUGGGGGGCGAAGGAAAUGGAUCAAAGACACUGAUUCAGAAUAUGUAAAGUUGGCAAAGCAAGGAGGACGACCUGAUUUACUGAGACAUUUUACACCUACCCCACGAAAAGUGCCCAUGGCGACUUAUGGUGCACCAGACUGGUACACGCAUCAUGGUAAACCACCAGGAGCUGAUGAGUCUAAGACUCGUGUUUCAGCUAUGCCAGACUACAUGGUCCAUGAGGAGUUUAAGGUUGAACAGCCUGCCAGCUAUGAGCCUAAAAGGGGGCCUUUUGAUUUUGAUAUGAAAAGUGUUUGGCAAAGGGAUGCUGAGGACAAAGAGAACAAAGAUAAAAGAGAGGAAAAUGGAAUACAAAUUGAAGGCUCUCCGGGCGGCAUGAAAGAAGAGAUAAAGCUUCCUGCUAUAACACCAAGAUACCCACACAGAACUCCACAGCCUAUUGCAGCAAAAGAAUUCCAUGGAGGAAAUAGACUUUACUUCCCUCCAAUGCCUGCUCACAAAAAAAAUGAACCGGUAAACUUCAGUAAACUGAUCAGCAGUGGUUAUGGGGAUGAGUGGCUUCAGCAGCGCGAUGAGUGGGAUAAAAAGAAUGCCCAGCCUAAUGAUUCUCUUCUUCCAAGUGAGUACCAGAAGAAAAUAGAAAAGAGGCAGAAAGCUAGGAAACAUACAUUGUCAUACAAAAGAAAACCUAGAUCUCAAUCUGGACUUGAAAUGGGUGCCCAGCCUAAGAAGCCACUCUUCAACCUCAGAAUAUUCAGAGACAUCCCAGCCAGAAUCAACACAAACAGACAAUGAGUAAAAGCUGAUACUCCAUAGAAUUACCACAAAUUCUAUUGCUAUUUCAAAACUACUGAGUGCAGAAAACUAUAAUACAGCUUAGGAAGCAGGUUUCUAUAUUUAUGUGCUGCUGUGUUAGAUUAUGUGAGUCUAACCAAGAUAUUUAAGCCAUGGGCCAUUUAUCCUUGUUGAGUUUUCUGUUUGUUUCAGUAAGUUUGCAACUGAAACAAAUUUGGUCCAGUAAUCUGUUCCAGCAAGUUUUUAAAUUCUGGUUGCUUGCUUCUGAUGUUAUAUGCCUCAGUCUGUAUUUUAAGAUACUGUCUGCUUUGGAUGCCAGUUACCACCAGUUUCUGCUAAGGUUUGCUUUAUAGCCUAGUGCUCUAAAAUUCUACUGGCUUCUUGAGAGCUUGUGCACAGUAGCACCCCUGCAGUCUCAGGACCUCGCUAAUAUAUGCUGUGCUUUGGUUUUGCCCCACUGGAGAGAGUAUAGUGCAACAAAAUAGUGAGACCCAUUGGAGUAACAUCAGCUUUUCAAUGCUAAGCCUUCAAACAGAUUUUAUUUGUUUCCAAGUGUUGAAGGGGGUAAGUAAAAGCCAGAUUCUUGUGAUGUUGGUCCAUACUGAAAGAAUUUUUUUUUUCAAACUGCAAGGCACUGAAAAUAUUCAGAAUUUUGAAUUGUAUUGAUAGUUUAACACCAUUCUUACUUUGUUCUGAUUCAUACCUCACAUCAUAUGAACAUACAUAAAAGCUUGGAUUAUUUUUGAAUAAAUGCAAUUAGAAAGUGGAAA
Messenger RNA from Hemicordylus capensis (graceful crag lizard), 1941 nucleotides. RefSeq names its product chromosome 6 C7orf57 homolog (gene C6H7orf57). The record is from RefSeq and is a predicted model, not a curated record. The transcript has 10 exons. Bases 191 to 1171 code for a protein of 326 amino acids. NCBI's taxonomy places the organism in Eukaryota, Metazoa, Chordata, Lepidosauria, Squamata, Cordylidae.